This is a messenger RNA of Cebus imitator (Panamanian white-faced capuchin), 1643 nucleotides long. RefSeq names its product SH2 domain containing 2A (gene SH2D2A). The record is from RefSeq and is a predicted model, not a curated record. Lineage: Eukaryota; Metazoa; Chordata; Mammalia; Primates; Cebidae. The transcript is spliced from 9 exons. Gene Ontology annotation, cellular component: cytoplasm. The coding region runs from base 141 to 1310 and encodes 389 amino acids.
AGAACGAAGGCUGUGGGUAAGGCGACAUUUCCUGCCCCCGGGGCCAGGGCUCGGGGAGAGAUGAUGAGUUGCUGAGUGUGCACCCCUUUCCGGAGCACAUACACAUUCCCUGCUCUGGGGUCCCUUGUCAGGCUGCCCCCAUGGAGCUCCCCCUGGCCCAGACAUGUCCCCGAGGGAGUCACGAAGUCCCCGUCCCAACCUUCAGCACCUUCAAGCCCACGGACAUGACCCGCAGGAGCUGCCAGGGCCUGGGCUACACCGCGGCAUCUCCCCAGGCCCCAGAGGCUGCCUCCAUCCGAGAGAAUGCUGAGAGGGCAGAGGAGGUGCCUGGGAAAGGAAGCCUGUCCCUGCAGGCCGAGAUCUGGGCUUGGUUCCAGAAGACCCAGGCCCACUGUCUCCUGCAGCACGGGGCAGCCCCUACCUGGUUCCAUGGCUUCAUCACCCGGAGGGAGGCAGAGAGGCUGCUGGAACCCAAGCCUCAGGGAUGCUACUUGGUGCGGUUCAGCGAGAGCGCGGUGACCUUCGUGCUGACUUACAGGAGCCGGACUUGCUGCCGCCACUUCCUGCUGGCCCAGCUCGGGGACGGGCGCCACGUGGUGCUGGGCGAGGACAGCGCCCACGCGCGGCUGCAGGACCUGCUGCGGCACUACACGGCGCACCCGCUCAGCCCCUACGGGGAGACGCUCACCGAGCCCCUUGCCCGCCAGACUCCUGAGCCUUCAGGACUUUCCCUGAGGACCGAAGAAUCAGACUCUGAAAGCAAAAGCCAGGACCCAAACCCCCAGUACAGCCCAAUCAUCAAGCAGGGGCAUGCCCCAGUCCCGAUGCAGAAAGAGGGGGUCGAGGAGAAAGAGCCCUCCCAGACACUCAGGCCCAAGCCUCCCAUCCCCACCAAACCUCAGCUGCCCACAGAACUCUACACAAGCCCUGCUCCACGCCGCUGCCCGGCCUCACCCCCCAGGCCCCCCAACCCUAUCUACAACGAGCCUGAUGAACCCAUAGCCUUCUACGCCAUGGGCCGGGGCAGCCCCGGGGAAGCCCCCAAGAACAUCUACGUGGAGGUGGAAGAUGAGGGCCUGCCCACCACCCUCGGGCACCCUGUCCUACGGAAAAGCCGGUCCAGGCCUGUCCCAGGAGGCCAGAAUACAGGUGGCUCCCAGCUGCGUUCUGAGAUCUCUGUGAUUGGGCAAGGCCCUCCCCUGCCUCACCAGCCCCCACCCAACUGGAGACACACUCUCCCCCACAAUCUUUCUAGACAGGAGCUUCAGGACAGAGGACAGGCAUGGCUCCCUCUCAGGCCUCCUCAGUAGGCGGUCUAGCCUGACCCCCUCCAAAGAAGCCUGGAGGUCAGAGAAGCAAAUGUGGAGUCUGCUCCCUCCUGAGAUCCCAAGAAUCCAGUGGCUCAGUGCUUGGUGAUCCUCUAAGACAGCAAGGAAGUGUGCAAGGAGGGCCCUGCUGGCUCCCACUGUCCUGGUUUCUCCUCCUGGAGUCUAAUUUCCUUGGCCCUCUGAGCCUUUGGGUCUGGGCCUUGGUCCAAUGCUGCUGUUGUCUGAGGAAUGGUUUGGUGAGAACAGAUGUUAGAACUUGUUUGUUGAUUCUUGUCUGGCUAAUAAAUCAUCACCAACUGCCUCCCCCUACAGGGA